GUACUUAAUCUGUAAAUAUUGAACUUCCCUGCAGGUUGAAACUCUGUCGAGAGAGGACUUGGCUUCCAGAUUGAGUUUAACGGUUGAUGCUGCAUCAGUAGGACCACUUGUGCUUUCAGAUUCUUUAAUCACUAUAAUGGAUACGAACGAUUUCUGUGCAAUUUCUCAGCAACUUAAAGAUCAAGUGGUCGAAAGGUACCCUGGUGCCAGACUAGGGCUUCUCAAGACCGGUGGUGAUUUUCCUUUUCUUUCACGACCGGAUGAAGUAAAUCUUCAUCUUCAGUUACACUUAAGACGGGUGGGUGUUGACGCUCGACAAGACUUGGUCCGAGGCGUGCCGAAGGAUGGUCCUGGUGGAAGUUCAAGUGAACAAAACAGUAGAAAAGGAGAUCCUGAUGAUGCACCAGAGGAUGAUAAGAGGGACAUUGGUAGCUCCUCGAAUGAAAACGAACCACCUCUGACUCCAGAAGGUACAGAUUCUCAAAAUUUGGAGAGCACACCUCUUUUGCUGCACCUAGUCUCCGAUAAUGAGCAAACCAUAGCGUCGAAUAAAGUAUUGCCGAACUUGACAUUCGAGUUUAUCAUUCUCAGUUUGCUGCUUCUCUACCUUGAAACCUUGUACAAUGAUAGGAAGUGUCGGAAUUUAGACAGCUUGUGUAGAUGAACUUAUUUUCGUUUGUGACUAUCUUUCGUGUUCAGAAAUAAGAGCAACUUUGAUGGUGUUUCUGGCACUAAAAUAAACUCUUCACUGUUUUAUAUCA
Molecule: messenger RNA, 761 nt
Organism: Olea europaea var. sylvestris
Lineage: Eukaryota; Viridiplantae; Streptophyta; Magnoliopsida; Lamiales; Oleaceae
Exons: 3
Coding region: 137-664 (175 amino acids)
Source: RefSeq, a predicted model, not a curated record